Cyanistes caeruleus (blue tit) is the source of this 4450-nucleotide messenger RNA. NCBI's taxonomy places the organism in Eukaryota, Metazoa, Chordata, Aves, Passeriformes, Paridae. The record is from RefSeq and is a predicted model, not a curated record.
AGCCAUCUUCAUUUGGUUCUGUGAAGUAAGCACCACCACCAAGUCAAGCCAGUGCCUCAUGCAGACAAAUAUCACUAAGAACCCUAUGAAAAAACAAUGAACCUAUAAAAAUGUGUCAGCUAGAAAUAUUUAUUUUUUUCAGGUACUUUUAAGUGUGAUUGUUCUUUCUCAGAUUUUGUCUCUGUGCAGGAUAUGUGUGUGGGAAAUGCUUCCCCCCACCCUGCCCCAGGGGUUUCAUCUAGCUUGAGGCAGGGAUAGAAAAAGAAAGGGGAUAUGGAAGAGCAUGGCUGAAAUACGAACACAGCUUUGAAAACAACUUCAGUGGUUUUAAUUAUCCAAGUGUUUUGGCAGAGCUCCUGCAGUGUAAGCCUUGAUCUCAGGUUUUUCAUGCUCUGUGAAGAAGUAGCAUUUGUAUGCGUGGAGGGAGCCUCAUGACCUCUGUGCUCUGCCCUGCUGCACGGAGUAGAUAGGAAGCUGCUACAAGCAAGAAACCACAGACCUGAGUACUUAAGCUCCUUGUGUAACACUUCAGGAGAUGCAGGUGGUUGACCAGAUUGACACACUGACAUGUGAUCUGCAGCUGGAGGAUGAGAUGACAGACAGUUCCAAGACAGACACACUGAACAGCAGCUCCAGCAGCACAACAGCCUCCAGCUUGGAGAAGGUCAAGGUGCGCGGCAACGUGCCCCUCAUCAAGCCCCCCGCGCACCCCUCUGCCAUCCUCACCGUGCUGCGGAAGCCCAACCCACCCCCUCCUCCCCCUCGACUGACACCUGUCAAAUGUGAUGAGCCUCCCAGGCUGCCUUCUUUGGCCAACCCAGUCAAGACCAACGGCACCCUGCUGCGAAAUGGGGGCUUGCCCGUCGGGCCCGGCCGCAUCCCCAAUGGAGACAUGUGCUGCAUUCCCAACAGCAACUUGGAGCAAGUGGUGAUGCAGCCUCUGGUGCACAGACCCGAGAAGGAGCGGUGCGCUCAGCCGGGAGCGAGGGAGCGGGUACGGUUCAGUGAAAAAGUGCAGUACCACGGCUACUGCCCCGACUGUGACGUUCGGUAUAACAUUAAAAACAGGGAGGUGCACUUGCACAGCGAGCCGGCCCGGGUUGCAGGGAAGCUGCCUCACCAGUGCCCUCCUCUGCCGCCUCCUCCACCUCCGCUGCCUCCGUUCCUUCUGGAAAAUGGAGGGUUGGGGAUAAGUCCCAGUAAUAGCUUUCCUCCUCCGAGACCUGCAACUGUGCCUCCACAAACUGCGCCAAAACCCCAGAAGACCAUCUUGAGGAAGUCAACCACUACAACAGUGUGAAGUAUGCCCCUUGUAAUAACUCUUUGUUUUUUCCUAUAUAUAAACAUAAAUAGGUAAUGAGCACUUUCUACUUGAGCAAUAAAAAGACCCAAUGUAUUACACCCUGUGUCCAGUGAAGUGGCAUAAAAAUCACAGGCACCUUCAGGCUUGAAGGAAUACCUAUAUUUGGAGGCACGUCAAUUAAUUUGCAUAUCAGAUUCAUCAUUGUGACUUCUUGCAGGCCAGAUCUGAGAAGUAACCAGGAAAGCUGACCCUUAGUGGAGAAUGGAAAAAACCUUGAAGUCAGAGCACAACUGAUCACUAGUGUAACCUGCAUUGAAUCAUCUUUCUCAGAUCUGACAGCUACAAGCUGAGUCCUGGCAAAAGCCACAGCCUUAAAUUCCAUUUAGUGGGAAAGAAGGAUAAGACAGCUCAAUGUCUCGCCCUGUUGCAGAAACUGCUGUCUCCAAGCCUGACACCUGAGUUCUGUGCUGAGCAGCCAGAGUACCAACCAACCAGUUUUUCAUGGGUACAGCCAGCAUCAACAAAUAUUUCAAGACAUAGCCAAAAGGAGAAACAAAGCACUUACAUAAUUUCAGAAAAUGGAUACAUUUAUUGUAACAGAGGAAUGUUACUGUCUGUGGGGAAGAAGACCUCUGUCACCCCUUGUACAUAUUGGAAGCCAUACAGGAGCAGGGCAUAAGUGAAGCCCAGUCACUUAAAAGGAUGGUGUCUCCUGUCCUUCACCCACCUUUGAGGAAGUUCCGCUCUUAGAGAUUGCAUCUCAAUGCACUUCUAUUAUUUGCACUGUCACUUCCAUUCAGGGUAAUGAUGUGUGCCACCAUUUGCACAGAUGGCCCCAGGAGAUUUUUGACCACAACAAGCUAUACUUUGCCAGGGCUCCAAAAGGAAUUAAAAAGUUAAAACUGAAGAAAGACAUUUAUGCUCUCUUUCACUAUGGGGAUCUCUUCAUAGAAAGGACUAUGGUUCUUUCUUAGGAUGAAAUAAAUACAUGCAUAUACAUACAUAUAUACAUAUGUAUAUAUAUGAAAAAGCAGCAACAUGAUAGGGUGUAUUUAAAAAGGGGAUAUAAUCUUUUUGAUAGCAUCCAUUUUUUUUAUCAUAUUAGCAGCCGAGAAAUUUAGUCUAUUGAAUUAUACAUCAAAAAAUGUUCCUACUGAACAUUGACAUUUAGUCCCAGUUACUGCUAAAGAAGUCAUUUGUAAUAUGUAUUUGACAUAAAAUUUUUCUAGCCAUUUGUCUAUACUUCAUGGAGAAAUCUAACAGACAAGCAACAUUUUCAGUUUAUUUUUCUAAAUAAAUGUUUUGUUUGUAUUAUUUGCAGUCACUCAUUUUGGCUGGUUUUCAUUAUCUCCUAAUGUGAUUUAAAGACAGAACCAAAACACAGGGAUUGUUUGUUCUUGUUAAGCUGUAAUGAUUUGCUGAAUGAAAGCUUUAAUAUAAAUACUGUAAUUUGUAAAAUGAUGAAGUAUAUUUAUAUAGGCAAAUAUGUAUGGAAAACAAAAGGAGGUAUUUUAUCUCUUAAUUUCAGAACAUAGUUUAUUUUAAUAUCCACAGGAAGAAAUUAAAUAUAUAAUGGGAUAGGGUUUUUAUUAUAAGUGAAAAUCUGGAUGUUUAAGAAUGAAAUGAAUGUAGUCAAAUAAUGGUGGUUUCCCAAAUUAUACAGAGACCUUUUGCCAGCUGUCUCAUUUUACUCAAAAACUGGUUUAGUCAUCUGGGGGGGUCGGGUUUUUCUGGGGUGGGUGUGUGUGUGCUAAGCUUUUUGUUUAGUGCUUUGUUUGUUUCGGCAUACUGACAAGACCAUGAGUUUGAUACUGUUUGCUCACAAUUUGAAAAGCUACAGAAUAAAAGAUGGUUUCUUAGAACAAUCUACAGUUUGCAGUUAAGAACAGCCAUUGUUAUCCAUCUAAUGCAGUGAUUUGUUGUAGAGUUAUUGAACAUUUCAAUAGUAGAGCUGUUUUGAAUAAAAAUGGGUUUUUUCCUUUUUUUUCUUAGUCCAUUAGCCUAUGUGUAAUUUAAAGAGAAAAGUAAUGCAUUUUGUUCCCAGUUCACUUAAAUCAUUUGUCUUAAAUCCAGUUAUAUGUAUCUGUUUCAUAUAGCUGAAUAGGCUUUUCUUUCAAAGUUCAUUGCUUUAUGGAAGCAUUUAAGUGCUCACUAAAAGAAAAAAUACCUUUCAACAACAAAAAUUAAUUUAAAAUAAUCUGUGGGUUAACUUUGUGAAGGGCAGAUACCUUAAAAAUGUGUCGCUCUGCUCUAAUGUACUAACAAGUGUUACGCGUGUACGUUCGUGUGUGUGUUUUCACGCAUGGCACCCUUACCUGCUCAUGAAUGAAAUGCCAGCUCUGCUGAAGUAAGUGCCACAAGUCCUGUUACUGCAAAAGAUGCUCAUGUUACUGUAUUUUUUGGUGAAAGACCUGAGCUCUGUCUUUGCUUGUGACUCUGAAGCCAUAAGCAGCUUUUGAAGUUUGUCAGGAAAUCAGAAAAUUUAGUAGGUUUAUGUUAGACUCCCUCAUUUGACAAAGAUUGGAAUGAUCUUAUGAUUUGACUCUUUUUAUGGAAGUUAGUGGUCAAUUUCCUUUGGUGCAAUGGAUACAUGCAACCUUUGUAUUUGUUAAAGAAUGAUGGCUGUGUUUUGUUCACACACAAUUUAGCUUUUGGCUUAUAGUGUUCUUACUGUGAUGUUAUUUCUAUGUCAUUAGAAUACAUUAUUCGGACACACAACUGGCAUGGGCUUGGUUUUCCUCCAUUUCUGGAUCAUCUAGAUUUUAAAAUUGGAGAGCUUGUUCUUUGAGACAAAUAUUCAGUUGUUUAAGAAAGGGACAACAUUAUUGAAACAAUAAGAAAAUUUCAGAAUGAUAAUUUGAACACUUCUGUCAUUGCCUAAUAACAACACUUGAAAAAGCUUUUAUUUUUGUGAACAAAAUGCAUUCAUCUGUAUUGGAAAAUAGCCCAAUAAAAAUCCAGUGGAAUAAUUUGUUAUUACUUGCAAAUACUUUUCUGCUGUGCUGAGUUCUAGAUCAGCUUGUGUGUAAAAUUUUUAUUGCACAAAAUCCACCUGAAAAAAAAAAUGCACAGUUUUCUUCAGAAAAAUACAUGAGAUAUGAAAAAUAAUUACUUGGUCCCAGGAGUGGUUUUAUGUAACAUGUGCAA